AUGAAGCUGAUUGGUCAACUUUCUCUAGUUCAAUAUGAUGGAGAGAUUUAUGCUAAUCAUGUGGCAAUGUUAUGGUUUUCUCAAGCUGUUUCAAGAAAGGUCACAAUUAUGUCACCACUUGUGUUAGUUCUGUGCCUUACUCUUCCUGUGUUCUUGUUAUUCUUCUUUCGAUACCCUAGAACCUUGAAGAACAAGAACCAACUCCAUCCACCUGGUCCUAGAGGCCUUCCCAUAUUAGGGAAUCUCCAUCAAUUAGACAACUCUAAUUUUCAUGUGCAGCUAUGGCAACUCUCAAAGAAGUAUGGGCCAUUAUUUUCCCUUCAACUAGGUUUAAGGCCAGCCAUAGUUAUUUCCUCACCUAAAGUGGCCAAAGAGGCACUUAAAAACCAUGACGUUGAGUUUAGUGGACGACCAAAAUUGCAUGGCCAACAGAGACUCUCCUACAACGGAAUAGACAUGUCAUUUUCCCCAUACGGCACUUAUUGGAGAGAAAUCAGAAAACUCUGUGUUGUCCAUGUCCUUAGCUCUAGACGUGUCUCAAGCUUUUCACCAAUAAGACACUUUGAGGUCAAGCACAUGAUAAACAAGAUAUCUGGGCAUGCCUCAUCUUCAACUGUUACGAAUUUGAAUGAAGUAUUGAUAUCCCUUACUAGUGCAAUUAUAUGCAGAACUGCAUUUGGGAGAAGGUACGAAGAUGAAGGAAAUGAAAGGAGUAGGUUCCAUGGGCUUCUCAAUGAGUGUGAGGCCAUGAUGGGUGUCUUGUUUGUUUCAGAUUAUAUCCCGUUUUUGGGUUGGGUUGAUAAACUCACGGGGUUGCGUACUCGUCUUGAGAAAAGUUUCAAGGAGUUGGAUGAGUUUUCCCAAGAGGUCAUCGAGGAACACAUGGAUCCAAAUAGAAAAUCUUCAGAGGAAGAGGAUAUAAUUGAUGUCUUACUUCAACUAAAGAAGCAGCGUUCGUUUUCCACAGAUCUCACUAUUGAUAACAUCAAAGCUGUGUUCAUGGACUUGCUUAUAGCAGCAACGGAUACUACUGCAUCAACAGCAGUUUGGGUUAUGACAGAACUAGUAAAACACCCAAGAGUAAUGAAGAAAGUUCAAGAAGAAAUUAGAAACUGGGAAGAUAAGAAAGAUUUCAUCGAUGAAGAUGAGACUCAGAAUUUUCCAUAUUUUAAGGCAGUGAUAAAAGAAACACUGAGACUACAUCCACCAUUGGCACUCCUUGUACCAAAAGAGACAAAUAAAAGAUGCAUCAUAGAAGGUUAUGAAAUUGCAGCCAAAACAUUAGUAUAUGUGAAUGCUUGGGCUAUACAUAGAGAUCCUGACACUUGGAAAGAACCAGAAGAGUUUUUACCUGAGAGGUUCUUAGACAGUACCAUAGAUUUUCGAGGUCAAGAUUUUGAGUUAAUUCCAUUUGGUGCUGGUCGUAGAAGUUGUCCAGGUAUACUUAUGGCAAUCGCCUCAUUGGAUCUUAUACUCGCAAAUCUUCUUUAUUUCUUUGAUUGGGAAUUGCCACCUGGGAUAAAAAAAGAAGACAUUGAUACUGAAGUCUUGCCAGGACUUGUGCAGUAUAAGAAGAAUCCUCUUUGUGUUUUGGCCAAAUGUCACAUGUAA
Cajanus cajan (pigeon pea) is the source of this 1611-nucleotide messenger RNA. Its product is annotated as cytochrome P450 83B1. The record is from RefSeq and is a predicted model, not a curated record. Lineage: Eukaryota; Viridiplantae; Streptophyta; Magnoliopsida; Fabales; Fabaceae. Gene Ontology annotation, molecular function: heme binding; monooxygenase activity; oxidoreductase activity, acting on paired donors, with incorporation or reduction of molecular oxygen.